AUGCCGUACUGUGUGAUUCCGUCAAAUGCAACCAGUGGGAAGGGAAACAACGGAGCGAGUGCGAAAAGAGCAGAAAGCAGCGAUGACGGACAAGUAAAACUGUUCUAUGAGACCUAUGGCAGAGGCGACACGAAAGUGCUCAUGAUCAUGGGCUUUGCUGCCUCACACAUUGCAUGGGCGCCGCAGAUCAAGCCGCUUUCCGGCACCGACAUCCCCAACAGCAAACGUAUGUCCAAGCAGCCUAAAGCGGAAUCCGCUGCUGCGCCAGCCACCGGCUCCGACGACAAUUCCGCCGCUCCUCCCGCCAUGCGCAUGGACAACCGGUCUGGAUGCACGGAAAAUGGUGCCUGCGCGGUUGCGGUGACAAUAGAAGGGGUGGACGAGCGGGGAGACGUGCAAGCUGUCGAGGCUUUGCGGCUGGAGGAAGCGGGGAAGGAGCAGAGAGAAGCGGAAGGAGGCGCAGAGGAGGAGGACUUGAUUCUCACGGGAAGGGAGGUUUGCGUUUUCGACAACCGAGGGAUUGGCAACAGCACGUGUCCCACCGACAAGAAUGCGUACACAACUGCGAUCAUGGCGAUGGAUGCACUGCAUCUGGCGGAUCACCUCGGCUGGACGCAUUUCCACCUUGUUGGCCAUUCCAUGGGCGGUAUGAUCGCCAGCAAAGUGGCUGCCACCGCUCCCCACCGAGUGAAAUCCCUGGCGCUUAUCAGCGUCAGCGGUGGCGGCUUCGACCUCUUACCCAGGCUUGACAGCCGGCUCUUCUCGGUGGGAGUGAGGAUGAUGAAGGCGCGUACGCCCGAGAUGAGGGCGCACGUGGACCUGGACACGCACUUCUCGCGGGAGUUCAUGGACGAGGUGGCUGGCAGCUCGUCGCGGAGGGACCUCCUGCACGUGGAGUACGUGCAGAUUCUGUCGGAGCCAGGGGCAAUGCAGCCACCGCACGCUGCGAGCGGGCAUUUCAACGCGUGCUGGACCCACAAGCUGACCCGGGACAAUAUUGACAGCAUCUGCAGCGCUCGCAUCCCUACUGCCGUGAUCCAUGGAGUGGAUGACAUCAUAGCACACGUCUCCCUGGGUGAGCGCGUCGCCAAGCGCCUGGCAUCCGUGGCCCGGUUCAUCCCACUCCUAGGGGCGCACAUGGUGGUGCGGGAGCGCACGCACGAGGUGAACGCGUGUCUGGAGGAGCUCUUUGAUGCCGGGGAGGCUCGCGUGCCUGUGGAGCAGUGGGUGCGGAGUCGUAGUGAUUUGGACCUGCCUGGCUCGGCACGCGAGCAGCAUGAGAAGGCCAAGAAGAAGACUCUUGCGGCGCAAUUCAGGGCUCUGCUGUGGACCCUGUUUCUCCCCCUGUACCUCGUGAUCUGCCAGCUGCUAUCGUGGCCAGUACCCGACGAAAAGAGCCCAGCUUACAGAUCUCAGAGUGAUGAUUCCAACAUGAAUGAUGUGGAAUCGGGACUUGAUGAGAUUAAUGAAGCAGAAUCUGCAUCGCUGCGCUGCUGCUGCCCACCCUGGGGCGCUAGCUUCCUAGGAAACGGUGAUCAGAAGUAUGGAGAGCUUGGGAACGGCGGAGGGUUAAAGGGUGGAGAAUGGAGAGGGUUUUCUGCUGCCGCUGCUGCUGCUGCUGCUGCAUCGGUUCGACUGUCUGGGUUGGAGGCUGAUGCAUCUGCAGCUGACAUGUCGCCCCUUCUCGCUCCUGCAGUUCCCACAAUAACAACCGUCUGGGUUGGAGGCCAGUGCAUCUGCAGCUGCCAUCUCGACCCUCCUCGCCCCUCCCACACCCACAAUAACGCACGUUCUGCUGCACCGCCUUCUCUCUCUGCUGCACCGCCUUCUCUCUCUGCUGCACCGCCUUCUCCUUCCGCUGCACCGCCUUCUCCUUCCGCUGCACCGCCUUCUCCUUCCGCUGCACCGCCGUCUCCCUCCGCUGCACCACCUUAUCCUUCCGCUGCAGCACCAGCCGCUGGCUCGGAUGACAACGCGCCGCCCCUCCUGCAGUGUGCAUGGCCGACCGCGGCUUUGCGGCUGGGAGAAGGGGGGGAGGAACUGAGGGAAGCGAAAGGAGGUGAUGGGGAAAAGGAAGAGGAGGAAGAGGAAGGGAAAGAGGAAGCGGAGGAAGAGGAAGAAGAGGAUCUGAUUCUCACGGGCAGGGAGGUAUGCGUGUUUGACAACCGAGGAAUUGGCAAGAGCACAUGCCCCACGGACAAGAAAGCAUGCACGACUACAAUAAUGGCGAUGGAUGCGCUGCAUCUAGCGGAUCAUCUCGGCUGGACGAAAUUCCACGUGGUGGGGCAUUCAAUGGGAGGCAUGAUCGCCACCAAAGUGGCUGCCAUCGCUCCCCACCGAGUGAUAUCCCUGGCGCUUAUCAGCACCAGUCGUGGCGGCUUCGACAUCCUGCCCAGGCUCGACAAACGGUUCUUCUCCGUGGGUACGAAACUGGUGACGGCACGCACGCCAGAGUCGAGAGCGCGCGUGGAUCUGGUGAUGCACUUUUCGGAGGAGUUCAUGCAGCAGGUGGUUGGCAGCUCGUCGCAGAAAGACCUGCUGCAACUGGAGUACGUGCAGUAUCUGUCGGAGCCAGGGGCACAGCAGGAGUACGUGCAGUAUCUGGACGACAUUGUUGCACACGUCUCCCUGGGUGAGAAGGUGGCCAAGCGCCUGGCACCCGUAGCGCGGUUCAUCCCGCUUCUAGGGGCGCACAUGUUGGUGCGAGAGCGGAUAGAAGAGGUGAACGCGUGUCUGGAAGAGUUGUUUCAAGCCGCAGAGGCAUGUGUAUCUGUGGAGCAGUGGGUGCAGCGUCGCAGCGAUGUAUACCUGCCUGAAUCGGCGCGGGAGCGGCAUGGGAAGGCCGAGGAGAGCAAGCUUGUGACGCAAUUCAGCCAUGGUGCUGCUCACUCUCCCUUAGGGUUCAUUUGA
This is a messenger RNA of Closterium sp. Naga37s-1, 2910 nucleotides long. The record is from the annotation of a GenBank genome assembly. Lineage: Eukaryota; Viridiplantae; Streptophyta; Zygnematophyceae; Desmidiales; Closteriaceae.